GCGUCUCUUCGGGCCGCCAUGUCCCGCCCCGUCGACAGCCUCCCGCCGACCGCGCGCUCUAUCGCGCUCCUCCUCUCCUCGACGCCGGGCGUCCAGGACGUCCAGCCAGGCGUCCUCCACCAGCUCCUCGAGUUCUCACACAGGUACACGCAGCAGGUCCUCACCGAUGCCCAAAUGUAUGCCGAGCACGCCGGACGCGCCGGCAAGAUCGAGCUCGACGAUGUCGUGCUCAGCAUCCAAGCGCGUGUAGGCUGGGAGUUUGGCGGUCGCGUACCAAAAGAGUACAUACUCUCCCUCGCGAAUCAAACCAACUCUUUUCCCCUUCCCUCGGUACCCGAAGUGUUUGGCGUCCGGCUACCCUCGGACCCCGAUGAUACCCUCACUGGCAUCAACUUCGACCUUGUCCCCAAUCGUCCACCGCCAGGCGUGAAGAUAUAUGACGAGGAAAUCGAGGAAAUUGAGGAGUCAGAGGAGGAAGAUGAGGCCGUGCUCGAGGCCGAAGAGGAAGACGUUGACAUGGGAGGCACGAAUGCUCAGCCGCAAGCAUCACAACCGCCACCAGAACCCAUGGAGGACUCAGCUCCCUUCCCAAUAUCCGCCUUCGCACCCGCAACACCCGCCGACAUAUCCAUGGCGACUCCAGGCGACGCCGGCAGCGACGCAGGCGAGGACGGCGACCUAUUCGGCGACGAAGGGGAGGCAGAGGACGGUGACCUAUUUGGCGAGGACAAAGCGGGCGAGGAAGGUGGCGGGGAUGACGAAGAUGAGGCGAUGGAGGAAGUCGCGGCGCCGACGACGAACGGUGUGGCACGACAAUUUGUGGAAGAGGACGAUUACGACUAGCGCGCUUGUACUUGUCAUGUAUGUUUUGUAGCUGCUUAUGCUUGCUCAAUGUAUGCAGUGUUCUUACCAAA
Messenger RNA from Schizophyllum commune H4-8, 914 nucleotides. Its product is annotated as TFIID-31kDa-domain-containing protein. The transcript is spliced from 3 exons. Gene Ontology annotation, cellular component: transcription factor TFIID complex; SAGA complex. The record is from RefSeq and is a predicted model, not a curated record. Bases 19 to 843 code for a protein of 274 amino acids. Gene Ontology annotation, biological process: RNA polymerase II preinitiation complex assembly; DNA-templated transcription initiation. Gene Ontology annotation, molecular function: transcription coactivator activity; protein heterodimerization activity; RNA polymerase II general transcription initiation factor activity. NCBI's taxonomy places the organism in Eukaryota, Fungi, Basidiomycota, Agaricomycetes, Agaricales, Schizophyllaceae.